UGCCCGCGCCCGCGGGCGGCUCCGCGCGGCGGAUGCGUGUGCAUGAGCGCUGCACCGAGCGGGCGCAGGAAGCGCCCCCGCUCCGCCGCCUCCAUCUUCCAGGGCAGCAGGACCUCGCCGCACGGCCGCGACAGCGAACGCCGGGGCAGCGGCUCCGAUAGCGCCUACCAGAUCCAGAGAACCCUGGACGACUGUAAGAUGCUUGUCCAGGAGUUCAAUACCCAGGUGGCUCUCUAUCGGGAGCUGGUCAUUUCUAUUGGGGAUGUCUCAGUCACCUGUCCUUCUCUGCAUGCAGAAUUGCACAAAACUCGAACCCGAGGAUGUGAGAUGGCCUAUCAGGCUCAUCAAAAACUAGCAGCAAUUUCUGGCCCAGAAGAUGGUGAAAUCCAUCCUGAAAUCUGUAGACUGUAUAUCCAGUUGCAAUGUUGCUUAGAAAUGUACACAACAGAAAUGCUAAAGUCCAUAUGUCUGCUAGGAUCACUGCAGUUUCAUCGGAAAGGGAAAGAACCUUGUGGCCCACCCAAGAUCUUAGAUUCUAAAGUGGAGGAGAGUUCUGAAGUACCUAUUUUAGAAGACACAUCAUUAUCACCAACAGAUAUUCAACAGCAUCUAUGGCAGGUUUCCACAGAUAUUGAAAACACUGAAAGAGAUAUGAGAGAAAUGAAAAACCUUUUAAGUAAACUCAGGGAGACUAUGCCUUUACCACUGAAAAAUCAAGAUGAUAGCAGCCUCCUAAACUUGACUCCCUAUCCACUGGUAAGAAGACGGAAGCGAAGAUUCUUUGGAUUGUGUUGUCUUGUCUCAAGUUAAAAGAUUAGGCACAGAAGCACCAAGGAAAUCAUCACUUUGAUUAAACCACUAUUAUUUGACCACUGAAAAGAUGAAAGUGGCUAAUCUUGAUUAUAAAAUAUAUUUUCUACACUAGGCUAUUCAUUUCUGUCUUCUGUUCCAUCCCCCUUUUCAAAUAAGGGUUUUAAUACUUUCAAAUUAUGGUGGUCAAAAAAUGGCUGUGGAAUAAUCUAGCAUAUUUAAAACUUUUUAAAGUAUGUUUUGCAUGCUUACUUUCAAUCACUCAAAGAAGACACAUGAAUUAAGAUUCAUUUAUAAUUUUAGAGGGUUUUUUUAAUUGUUUGAGCUGCAGCUAAAAGUUUGUGUGUAGUACAGUACUCUUACUAGUAUCAUAUUAACUCUACCAGUCUUUAAGCAUAGGAGAAAAACAUCUGAUCAUUCUCUCACAGUCUUUAAGCAUAGGAAACUAUUUAAGAGCAAAACUAUUAAAGUUCUAAGACAUUCAAACAAUAUUGUAACAGAAUUUGUUACAAUUUGUUUAUUGUCUCCAGUUGCUUUUUGUGCUCUCAUUCAUAUUUAGUCUUCCACUGUAUCUCAACUUCAAAGCUUUAUAGAAAAAUAUCUUAAUUUAUGAUAAAAAACCAUAUAUGAAAAUAGGUAGGACUUGUAAAUACAGAGAAAUCAUAAUAUCUAUAAACUGUACAAUGUUUAGAAGCAACAAAUUUCCUUUUCAGGCAAUAGUAUAUCUACAAGCUUUUGGAAAAAAGAUAUAAUUUAUUAAAAGAAGGUGUAUUAAAAUAAACAAUGUAAACCAUGACGCCAACCCAUUUUGUUGCCAGUAGAAUUCAAAGCAUGGUAUCUGCAUAUCAAGUAUUGAUCUUAUAAGGCAUGCCAAAAUUAUCUCAGACUGUAAGAUACUAAACGUUUUACAUUGUUAAUAAAGUUUUUUAUUUAAAUUAAA
Passer montanus (Eurasian tree sparrow) is the source of this 1750-nucleotide messenger RNA. It is a transcript of the gene RGS7BP, whose product is annotated as regulator of G protein signaling 7 binding protein. The coding region runs from base 43 to 810 and encodes 255 amino acids. Gene Ontology annotation, biological process: G protein-coupled receptor signaling pathway. The record is from RefSeq and is a predicted model, not a curated record. Lineage: Eukaryota; Metazoa; Chordata; Aves; Passeriformes; Passeridae. The transcript is spliced from 6 exons. Gene Ontology annotation, cellular component: neuron projection; nucleus; postsynapse.